Molecule: messenger RNA, 1464 nt
Organism: Enterobius vermicularis (human pinworm)
Lineage: Eukaryota; Metazoa; Nematoda; Chromadorea; Rhabditida; Oxyuridae
Source: the annotation of a GenBank genome assembly
AUGACUUCUAAGGGCAAAGAACUGUACAAUACAAUAAAACGAUCUUUGACAUUAACAUCGCCACCAUUUGGUGCUGGUACCUCAUCAUCCGGAAUCCUGUCGAAUGGUGCUAGAUAUUCUGGCGGUGCUACCAGCAGCAAGCAGUGGAUUCAUCCUCCAGAUAUUUUAAUUAAUGGUCGAGUUGAAUAUUCGCUAAAAUUAUUGGGUGUAACAGAAGUGAACGAACCGAAAGGUACUCCUGUUAUUCGAGAUGCAAUUUGUGCGAUACGUUUUCAGUUACAGGUGAACAAAGGCAUCACGGGACAUUCAGGUUCAAAGCUGAAGAAAGUUGACAUUCAUAUUAACGUUGAUGGUUUAACUGUUAUUGAUACCAAAACAAAAAUGGUGCUCCAUAAAUUCCCGUUACAUAAGAUAUCAUUUUGCGCUGACGAUAAACAGGAUAAACGUGUCUUUUCGUUUAUAGCAAAGGAUGACUCCUCACCUCGGCAUAAAUGCUUUGUUUUUUUAAGUGAUAAGCUUGCAGAACAAAUAACUCUUACUGUUGGAGAGGCAUUUGAUCUUGCGUAUCAAAAGUUUGUGGAAAAAAACGGCAGAGAUUUGGAAAACAGGAAGCAAGUGAUUGUGUUAAGGAAAAGAAUUGCAGAACUUGAGAGUGAGAAUAAUGAGUUGAAAGAGAAACUUGCCGUAGCACUUCGCCAAACAAGUAAUAAUUACGAUUCGAAAGCGCCUUCUUUACCAACGUCUCCCGUACCAAGCCAACCACCAAACCUUUUGACAACUGCUCCUGUUCCAUCGUAUUCAGCACCUACUGCUGCAACAACCGGAUUAGUACCUCCUGGUCAGCUUCCAUUUCUUCAACCUCCCCCAUCCUGCCCGAAAAGAAGUCAUAACUGUUCAUCGAGCAAUAUGGCAAUCAUGGAAGACUUGAGCAAUAAUGCGCCUGAUGUUGGGAAGAAGCUAGAAAACCUUUGUUUGGAUAAAUUUGAAGACAUAUUCGAUAACGAAUUUGAUCCAAGAGCUGAUGAAAAGAAAAAGGCGGAGGAGCUGAAAGGAAAAGACCAGUUUGGUCUUGAUCCAUUUGGUGAUGCAAUUUUAGACGAAAUGCUUACACCUCUGGAACCACAGAUCAGUUUUAAAAAUAUAGCUAGCAAUCUUACAACUGAUUCUGCUUUACAGAAAACACAAGCUAAUGGUGUAGAAAAACCUGCAGGAGCUGAACUCACAUCUCAUGAACCAACAGCCGAGCAGUUUGAACAGAUGCUUUCUAUAGUGCGAGUAGACAGGCGACUUGCGGAAAUGAGAGAUGGAUUUGGAGGUGGCCAUUUGGCGGUUGGAGAUACUGGAGACUCUGCACGAGACUUACAACAUAUUUACGGUGUCCCUUCCAAUCAGAGUCUUAAUAGCAGUCCAGGGUCCAAAGGCCCUAAUUCUCAACCAGACGGUUCCCCAAUGCCAAAGUCUUAA